GCCGCCGCCAGCAGCUUCAUUGCUGACCCAGUUCAGACUGACCCAGAGAGAGAUUCAGCGCAGAGUUCUCAACAUGAGCGACAGUGCAGCCGCCGAAACAGCUCCUCCAGCCUCCGCUCCCAUCAAAGCCAAGGCUCCCAAGAAGAAGGCGGCGGCUCCCAGGAAAAAACCACCCGGUCCCGGAUUGGGAGAGCUGAUUCUGAAUGUUGUCGGGGAUAUCAAGGAUCGCAAAGGGGCGUCUCUGUCCGCAGUAAAGAAGGCGCUGGAGAGAAGCGGGAUCGAUGUGGGAAAGCGAAAGACACAGAUCAAGAUGAGUAUCAGGAGGUGCCUGGCGAACGGCUCCCUUGUUCUGGUCAAGGGCCAGGGCGUCUCCGGCUCCUUCAAACUCCCAAAGAAUCCAGUCAAGGCAAAAGCGGGAAAGAAGGCGGGAACAUCAGCGGCCGCCAAGAAACCGGCCGUAAAGAAAUCACCCGCCAAGAAACCGACCGUGAAGAAAUUACCGGCCAAAAAAGCGACAGCGAAGAAAUCCCAGGCCAAGAAAGCGACAGUCAAGAAAUCCCCGGCCAAGAAAGCAGUAGCCAAGAAAUCCCCGGCCAAGAAAGCGAGCGGCAAGAAGACGGCACCGCCAAAGAAAGCGGUGAGCAAAGCAGCGCCAAAGAAACGGACUCUCGUGAAGAAGGUGAAAAAGGCCAAGGGUCCUAAAGCCCCCAAACCCCUCAGCAAACCGGCUAAAGGCAAGGCCAAGCCCAAAGCGAAAGUGACCAAGACAGCAGCAAAGAAAUGAACCAGUCGGUGUAACAUGUAACCAUCUGAACCCAAAGGCUCUUAUCAGAGCCACCCACAUGUCUCAGGUAAAAGCUGAGCCCGGAUCCAAUGUUCCCCGUCCCGGCGCCGAGCGCAGACCUACCUCAGUUAUUAAUCGAUCUGAAUAAAUCAAAUAAACACUCAUGCCAUGGUUUACGAAAGCGCAGAUCUGUGAAUGGGGAAGGCAUCAAAUAGUAAGGGGCGGGUUUAUUGAUCUCUAUCUGGUUAUUUCACUUCGCGACUU
Messenger RNA from Hemiscyllium ocellatum (epaulette shark), 1048 nucleotides. Its product is annotated as histone H1.01-like. NCBI's taxonomy places the organism in Eukaryota, Metazoa, Chordata, Chondrichthyes, Orectolobiformes, Hemiscylliidae. Bases 74 to 784 code for a protein of 236 amino acids. Gene Ontology annotation, molecular function: structural constituent of chromatin; DNA binding. The record is from RefSeq and is a predicted model, not a curated record. The transcript has a single exon. Gene Ontology annotation, cellular component: nucleosome. Gene Ontology annotation, biological process: nucleosome assembly.